GCGCUGAACAUCCGAUUGGCGACGCUGGGUGAGGUGCACCCGGACACGGCCACCACCUACAACAACAUGGCCCUUGUAUACGACUACCAAGGCCAGUACGAGCAGGCGCUCGAGUGCCACAGCAAGGCAUUGCGGAUCGUAUUUGCGACGGUGGGCAAGGCGCACCCCGCCACGGCGAGCAUCUACAACAACAUGGCCAAUGUCUACGCCAAGCAGGGCCAGUACAUGCAGACGCUCGAGUAUCACGACAAGGCGUUGAAGAUCCGAUUGGUAACGGUGGGUGAGGCACACCCGCACGCGGCCACCACCUACAACAACAUAGCCGUUAUCUACGACAUCCAGGGCCAGUACGAGCAAGCGCUCGAGUACUACGGCAAGGCGUUGACGAUCCGAUCGGUAAAGGUAGGUGAGGCGCACCCGGACACGGCCAGCACCUACAACAACAUGGCCGUCACCUACAAAAACCAGGGCCAGUACGAGCAAGCGCUCGAGUACUACGGCAAGGCGUUGACGAUCUUCUUAGCGACGCUGGGCGAGGCGCACUCGGACACGGCCACCACCUACGCUGGCAUGGCCAGUGUCUACAAAAGCCAGGGCGAGUAUAAACAGGCACACGAGUACAACGGCAAGGCGUUGAAGAUCGUAUUGGCGACGCUAGGCGAGGCGCAUCCGCACACGGCCAGCAUCUACAACAACAUGGCCAACAUCUACGCCGAGCAGGACCAGUACGAUCAGGCGCUCGAGUACCACAGCAAGGCGUUGAAGAUCCGAUUGACGACGCUGGGGGAGGCGCACCCGGACACUCGCCAUGUUCAAGCGGCUGUUCGGCGGUUAAAGGCAGCCCGAUAA
This is a messenger RNA of Monosiga brevicollis MX1, 849 nucleotides long. RefSeq lists its product as uncharacterized. The record is from RefSeq and is a predicted model, not a curated record. The transcript has a single exon. Gene Ontology annotation, cellular component: kinesin complex. Gene Ontology annotation, molecular function: protein binding. NCBI's taxonomy places the organism in Eukaryota, Choanoflagellata, Craspedida, Salpingoecidae. The annotation marks the transcript as partial.